AUGGCCAGCGGGGGUGGAGACCUGGUGAUCGGUCUCCAAGUCCGCACGAUGGCCACUGGCAACCACGACGUGGAGGUGCCAGCCCAGGCCACCGUGGGCGACCUGAAGCGGGUGCUGGUGCGCCCCACCGGGCUGCCAGUCGAGCGCCAGCGCGUCAUCUACGGGGGGCGGGUGCUGGAGGAUGGGCAGGCGCUGGCGGCGGCGGGGGUGCGGCAGGGGCACGUGCUGCACCUUGUGGAGCAAGACCCGGCGCAGCAGGCGCGGCAGGCGCAGCAGGCACAGCAGCAGCGCCAGCAGCAGCAGCAGGGGCAGCAGCAGCAGCCCAUGGAUCCCUCCCAGUUUUUCCGGGCCUUGUUUGGCGGCGGCGCCGGCGGGGCCGGCCCGCCGCCCGCCGCGGGAGACGUGCAGGCGCAGGUGCUGGGCCCCUUCCACAUCACCGACGCCUCCGGCUGGCAGCAGGUGCAGCAGCAGAUGGCGGCGGCGCUGGCGGGCAUGCCCAUGCCGCAGCCAGGCGCCGGCGCCCCGCAGGCAGGCGGCGGCGGCGGCGCAGCAGCAGCAGCAGCGGCUGCCGGCGGCGCGGCAGCCGGCGGCGGUGCCUCGCCCUUCAACUUUGGCAACCUGUUUGCGUCGCCGCCGGCGGGCGGCCGCGGGGCGGGGCGCGGCCGCGGCGGCGGGCGCGGCGGGCGCGGCGGGCGCGGCCAGCAGGCGCAGGCGCACCACGCCGCGGGGCUGCAGGGCUGGUGGGAUGCGCAGCAGCAGCACAUGCCGCUGCUGCAUCAGGGCGAGGGCGGUCCCCACCUGUUCGAAGGCCUCGGCCUGCUGCUGGCACAGAUGGAGGCCGGGGAGGGCGGCGGCGGCGGCGACGGCACAGACGUGCUGCCAGCCAUCCACCAAAUCACGCCAGGCGCGCCGCGCUGCGCUGUGGUGCUGUGCCCGCCACGCCCCCGCGCCGCCCACACCCCAGCUCCCCUGCUGUGUUGCCCUGUGCUCGAGCCGCGGCUGGAUGCGUGCCGGCAACUGGAGGGCGUGCCGGCGCAGCACCGCGCCGCCUGGCGCCGCAACCUCGCCGCCUGGCAGCGCAGCUUUGCGGCUGCCGCGCGCGGCGUGCUGGAGCAAGCCCAGCUGAGCGGCGCCACCCGCGCCGCCAUCAACCGCGUGCUCCAGGCUGCGGGCGCCCAGCCCCUCAGGCUGAGCGCGGCGGGCGGCAGCAGCGCGGUGGAGCGCCGCGUGCGCUCCUUCCCCCUGCUCGACAGCGAGGAGGAGGGCGAUGGCGCCGCCGGCGCCGCCACGCCGCCGCCGCCGCUGGCUGAGGCGAUGGACACAGAAGGGAGCGAGAGCGAGUGGGAGGAGAUGGGGGAGGAGGAGCUGGCUGCUGCUGCAGCAUUUGCGGUGGCUGAGGCUGAGGACGAGGCUGAGGCUGAGGAGGAGGAGGAGGAGGAGGAUGGGCGCGUGGAUGCUUAUGUGUCGUCGGGCGAUGAUGAGGGGCCCCCCGUGCUGGCUGGUUUGGAUGAUGAGGAGGAGGAUGAGGAGGACGAGGAGGGCGACAUGCCUGGCCUGGCCUCUGUGUCGUCUGGGGAGGAGAGCGGGGAGGAGCAGCCGCGGCCCUGGCAGCGCGCCGGCGGCGCGCAGGAGCCGCCGCAGGCGCUGCUGCCGACGGGCGACAUGCUGCUGCUGGGGGCGGUGGCGCUGGGGGAGCUCACGCGCCGCCUCCUGCUGGCGCUGGGCGCGCCCACGGCGCCGCCGCCCGCCGGCGCCGGCGCGGGCGGCCAGGCGGCCGUGGUGGCGGCCGCGGUGGAGCGCCUUCGGCAGCUCACCGCGGUGCCCACCUCGCCCGGCCCGGCCAGGGAUGCAGUCGCGGCCGACGUGCGCCUCCUGGCUGCCCGCAUGAGCCAGCUGGGGGCGGCCGCCGGGGAGCUGAUGCGUGGCAUGCAGUACCUGGGUUCAGGCGUGGAGCAGCGCAAUGUGUACCUGACACACGUGCAGCCCGGCUACCUGUCUGUGCAGGAUGGCUCUGCCCGCGUGGCGCUGCCCCGCCCCCAGCGCGUGGCGUUCAUGCCUGCUGUGGUGGACAUUGCUGUGGGGCACGGCCCGGUGCCGGGCGCGGCGCCGGGCGGCGGCGGCGCGCCAGGCAUGGCGCCCUGGCAGCAGAUUUUGGGCGGCAUCCUGGGCCCGCUGAUCGGUGGGCAGAUGGGUGGGCAGAUGGGCGGCCAGAUGGGCGGCGCGGCGCCUCCCGCGGCCGCCCCGGGAGCCGGGCAGGCGCCCGCCGCCGCCGCCGCUCGUGCCGGCGCCAGCGCCGGCGCCGAUGCUGGCGCUGACCAGCAGCAGCAGCAGCCACAGCAGCAGCAGCAGCAGCGGGUGGUACGCAUCCAGCUGAGGGCCCCCCAGGGCCAGCAGGUACCGGCGGCAGUCCCCGUGGGCGGCGGCGCGCCCGACGGCGGCAUCGGCGGCGGCGCCGCCGGCGCCGAGCAGCCCGCCGGGCUGCCCCCGCAGCUGGCUGGCAUGGCCCACCUGCUGCUGGGACAGCUGGGGGUGCGGCCCGAGGCGCAGCAGGAGGUGCUGGGGCAGUUUGGGGGCAUCAUGAGCGCCCUGCGCCAGACCUCGGUUGCCUCGCUCGACGUGGCGACCAUCAGCCGAGAGGUGGGCGAGGCGGCGGUGCGGCAGACUCUGCAGGUGUUGCACACGAUGCGAGCGGAGCACGCGGCCGCGCUGGCCGCGGCGGGCGAGGCCGCCGCACCUGCCGGCGCCGGCGCCGGCGCCCAGGAGGGCGAGGCGCCGACGCCCGCGCCCGGCGCCGCUGCCGCCACGCGCGAGGAGCGGAUGGCCGCGUUUGGGCGACGCGUGAUGCCAAGAGUGACAGGCGAGGUGCGGCGCGUGCUGCAGGCGCACCUGGCUCGCCUGCGCGACUCACCUGCCGUGGCCGCCUUUGCGCCCAGCAGCCUCCGGGCGGAGGCUGCGGUCGAGGCGGGCGCGGGCGCAGGGAAGGGCGGCGCGGCGGCAGCGCCUCAGCCGCCCGCCGCCACAGCCGCCAGGCCCGUCUCACCGGGCGACGCUGCGCCCGCCGACGGCGCAGCAGCUGGGCCCAGCGGCAGCAGCACCGCCGCUGGUGACGGCAGCGGCAGCGGCAGCGGCAGCGGCAGCGGCGCCGCCGCCGGCAAGGCUGCCCCGGCGGGGAUGGGCAAGGGCAUGCUGCUGCCCCGCAAGCCCGCCAAGAAGCCUGCCGGCCCCGCGCCGCACCCCGCAGCCGCCCGCCAGGCUGCCGGGGCUGCUGAGGUCACAGCCGCAGCUGCCGCGGCCCCCGCCGCCGCCCCAGCUGCGGCAGAGGAGCAGCCGGCUGCCGAGGCCGCCGGCGCGGCGGCGGCGGCGGCGGAGGCAGAGGAGCGGGCCCCCAGCGCGGCGCCCAGCGCCGCUGCCCCUGCCCAGCCGCCGGCGCGCAGCGCCAGCCAUGGCGGCGGCGAGGCGCUCGACCUCGCCUCCCUGCUGGGCGGCGCCUCGGGCCGCGGCUUGGGUGCCGGUACCGCCUCUGGUACUGCCGGUACUGCCGGCGGCGGCGGGCUGAUGGGCAUGCUGCAGGGCAUGAUGAGCAACCCCGCCAUCCUGGAGAUGACUCAGUCUCCCGCCAUGCAGCGCAUGGCUGAGCAGGCAAGACAGGCUGGGGCGGGGCAGGGGUGGGGUGGCGGUGGGGCGGGGUGGGGUGCAGCCGGCGCCCCGGGUGUGCCCCCGGGGCUGUGGGCUCCGAUGCUGGGGCUCCGGGCCAUUUUAGCCAUGCUGUCUGGCGGCGCCGGCGGCGGGUCCGGCGGCGGCGCCGGCGGCGGCGGCGGCCUGGCCGGCAUGAUGAGCGCCAUGGCUCCCAUGAUGGGAGAGCUGCUGGGGGGCAUGGGGCCGCCCCAGGCUGGAGGGCGCGCCCUGCCAGGCGGGCGGGCGGGGGCCCGCGGCCGCGGCCCCGCGCAGCCUGCCGCCAGCCUGGACGAGGCGCUGGCUGCCUGCCUGCCUCCCCACGAGGCGCAGCGCUGGAAGGAGCUGAUCGAGGCCGACGGCGAGCAGCAGCGCCGGCAGCUGCUGGAUUGCGGCGACGGCGGGGAGUGCGGGGGGCAGGCGCCGCCGCGGCCGGCCGCGGGGCUGCUGCGGCUGCUGGAUGAGGAGGAGGAGGCAGAGGAGGAGGAGGAGGAGGAGGAGAGUGAGGAGGAGCAGACGAGAACUGCUGGCAGCCCUGCUGCCGCGGCAGCCCCUUGA
Messenger RNA from Chlorella variabilis, 4230 nucleotides. RefSeq lists its product as hypothetical. The coding region runs from base 1 to 4230 and encodes 1409 amino acids. The record is from RefSeq and is a predicted model, not a curated record. The transcript is spliced from 16 exons. Gene Ontology annotation, cellular component: BAT3 complex. NCBI's taxonomy places the organism in Eukaryota, Viridiplantae, Chlorophyta, Trebouxiophyceae, Chlorellales, Chlorellaceae. Gene Ontology annotation, molecular function: polyubiquitin modification-dependent protein binding; misfolded protein binding.